Messenger RNA from Theileria annulata, 1425 nucleotides. RefSeq names its product hexose transporter, putative. The transcript has a single exon. The coding region runs from base 1 to 1425 and encodes 474 amino acids. Gene Ontology annotation, molecular function: carbohydrate:proton symporter activity. The record is from RefSeq and is a predicted model, not a curated record. Gene Ontology annotation, cellular component: membrane. Gene Ontology annotation, biological process: carbohydrate transport; transmembrane transport. NCBI's taxonomy places the organism in Eukaryota, Apicomplexa, Aconoidasida, Piroplasmida, Theileriidae.
AUGGCCCCUAAAAUCUCCGCACAUCUGUUGAUCGGCGUCACAAUCGCCUCACUGGCCUCGCUCAACUUCGGCCUCUCAAGCGUUAGCUUCAAUAUCUCAAAAGAGUUCGCAAUUGUCGAUUUGGAAUGGUGUUUGAACGAAUCCAGCAUCUACGACUGUGAUAAAUCGCAACUGUAUGCCGGAUUAGCAAAUGGAUCCACUUUCAUAGGUGCAGCAUUAGGUUCAUUGAUGAUCGGUUUCGCCGGUAAGAUAGGAAGAAGAAGAUCACUAAUGAUCAUUAAUUGGCUAUUCGGCUUGGGCUCCUUGAUAGCUAUGGGAGCAGUCAAUUUCGGAAUGCUGUUCAUAGGACGUUUGAUCUCAGGAAUGGGUAUUGGACUUUCAGCAUUGGCACCAGUGUUUAUGGUAGAAAUCUGUAACCCAGACUCAAGAGGAAAAUUCGCAGUCAUCUACCCACUCUUCAUCACAUUUGGACAACUCUUGUCAACAGGAUGGCAACUACUGCAUUUCAGAAUCGUAACAAAUACUGGACCAGACGGAGGAGUUUUCAAGUUAGAUGAUAUGGAUAGAUUCAUCUGGCGUUCAGCACAAGGUCUGCCAAUAAUCUUCUCAGCAAUUGGACUAGUCCUGAUCCACAUGGCCUUCAAGUUCGAUACACCAUACGAAUUAAUUGCAGCCGGAAAAACAUCGGAAGCACGAGAAGUUAUUGAAAAACUACAUGACAUCACAUUAGUGGAUAAAAUCUAUAACGAGUUCGACAAGGAUCAGGAAAUUGCAAAGACGACACCGAACAUCCCAUUUUUCAAGGCAAUCAAGACCCCGAAGUACAGGAAACAAAUUAUCCACUCGUUCGUGCUUGCAGCACUCCAGCAAUUAACAGGUAUCACCAUCCUAACCUCAAACGUGGCCGAAUUGUUCGCACAAUUCAUGGGAAGAACAUACAAAUCAACAGUUUUGUGCUCACUCAUCAAUAUCAUCAACUUCAUCUGUACCAUAGUUUUGUCAGUCAUCAUCAAUAAAUAUGGAAGGAAAACACUCCUUGCAUACGGUAUGUCAAUAUCAACAGCCUUCUGCGCCAUAGCAGCAUUUAGUAAACCAGUUGGAAAAGAAGCCGCUUGGGUCGGAAUCUCUACAGCAGUUGGCUCUUUCGGGUUUGUCCUAGGUUUCGCACUCUCCAUGGGUGGUGUCACCUGGGUAUAUCUUUCAGAGGUCUAUGCAAGUGAAAUCAAAAACGGAGCAUACAGUAUUGCAGUUUUCAUCAACUGGUUAUGUGCCUCCGUCUCACUCAUCGUCUCUGAAUUCCUCAUUUCAUACUCUGAAGUACUAGUCAACACCAUCCUCUUCGGAUUCUGUGUCUUCAACCUUAUCUACGUCGUUGUCUUUAUUAGGGAGACUAAAGGCCUCCCACUCGGAAAAGCUUACGAUUAA